AUGAGCCAAAAGAACAACCAACCGAACGUGUCCGAAGAAGCAACUGAAGGAGAAGUUUCGCUAUCGGAUAUGAUGCGGCAAAUGGCACAGCAAAACAGCCAGCUGCUGAUUCUUCUGGAACAUUUCACCGGAAACCAGCAAGAAGCACCACUCCAGCGAAGCGAUCCAGAAAAAAAUCUGGAAUCGCUUGCGUCAAAUGUGAAGGAAUUUCACUUCGACCCGGAAAAUGGACUGACGUUUGACCGUUGGUUUUCGAAGUACGAGGACCUAUUCAGGCAGGAUGGCAGAGAUUUGGACGAUGCUGCAAAAGUGAGACUGCUGCUGCGUAGCCUUAGUGUGCCAGUGCAUGAAAAUUUUUUGAAUUACCUCCUGCCAUCCCACCCACGCGAUUUCAAUUUCGACGACGUUGUGGACAAGCUGAAGCAAAUUUCCGGUCAGCAAAAAUCCCUGUUCAGCAAGCGCUAUGACUGUCUCAAGCUGGAGAAGAAUGAAACCGACGAUUUCGUUUCGUAUGUCGGAAUCGUCAACCGGCAGUGUGAAGAUUUUGAAUUACAGAAGCUAACUGUUAAUCAAUUCAAGAGUUUAAUUUUCAUCUGCGGUCUCAAAUCAGCGAAAGACGCCGACGUCAGGACACCGCUCCUAGCAAAGCUCGAAUCAGACCAAGUUGACACCAUCAACCUGGAAUGCGGAAAAAUAGGCCACAAAGAAGGCUAUUGUGGACAUUGUGGUUGCUUCGCAACACCAUCAAGCUCGAAGUCCGUUGGGGACAAGAAGAAGAAGAAAUCUUGCUCUACAAAGGUCAUUCAAACAGUGCAGCAGGUCAAUAGCCGCAGGAAGUACAUAUCCGUCAUUUUCAACAAGACUGUGGCAAAGUUGCAACUGGAUUGCGGUUCCGACAUCACCGUUAUAAGCCAUACAACGUGGAAAACGAUCGGAUCCCCUUCAUUCUCAACGACAAGCGUGGAAGCAUCUACGGCAUCUGGGGAGCCCCUCGAAUUGGUAGGCGAGUUCAUUAGUCCGAUAACUAUCGGCCACGUCACGAAAACAACGAUCUGUUACAUCACUUCGGUCGAGAACUUGAACGUCAUCGGGUUGGACUGGAUGGACGCCUUCGAUCUUUGGUCGAAACCGCUUGCUGCCUACUGCAAACAGGUGAAUCAAUCCAAUUUAUUGCCUUUGUCUGAAAAACACUUCUUCACUCAGUAUACCGAAGUUUUUCAGGACAGCUUGGGCCAUUGCACGAAAACCAAAAUAUCCUUGACCCUCAAACAGGAUGUGCAGCCCGUUCCGUUUCACGCUAUUCAAAAAGUUGAUGAAGAAUUGGAUCGACUGCAACGGUUGAACAUCAUAUCACCUGUGGAUUUUUCUGACUGGGCAGCACCCAUCGUUGUUGUAAAAAAACCCGGCGGAAAAGUGCGGCUGUGUGCGGAUUACUCCACUGGGCUUAAUGCGGCACUCGAAACCAACAACUUUCCUCUCCCAACGCCUGAGGAAAUUUUCAGUAAGGUAUCCGGCAGUAAAAUCUUCAGCAUCAUCGAUCUGUCGGAUGCCUAUCUACAGGUGGAAGUCGAUGACAAGUCCAAGAAGUUAUUGACAAUCAUGGUUUCGUGGUUUACCCAUCGUGGUUUAUUCCAUUUCAAUCGAUUAGCUCGAGGAGUCAAGUCAGCUCCGGGCAUUUUCCAGCAGCUGAAGUCGAAAAUGGUUUCCGGCAUACGCGGCGUUAAGUGUUUCUCGACGAUAUUCUGGUGCAUAGCAAGACACUAG
This is a messenger RNA of Armigeres subalbatus, 1764 nucleotides long. RefSeq lists its product as uncharacterized. The record is from RefSeq and is a predicted model, not a curated record. The transcript is spliced from 2 exons. Bases 1 to 1764 code for a protein of 587 amino acids. NCBI's taxonomy places the organism in Eukaryota, Metazoa, Arthropoda, Insecta, Diptera, Culicidae.